CCUUCUUCAUUCCCAUUCCACCCAAGUUAUCAAACAUUGUUUCUACUUUCUCAUUUGUUUGCUCUCUAGAACCUUCUGUCAUCUUUUCCUUUCCUUGAUUAGCAUAACUCAUUGUCGAUCAUCAUGGUCGUUGAAUCUGAACCCUUGCAAUCCCCUCGUUCAUCUAGCACCGAUGAGAAGAACGCAAAGGCUCUUCAAUUCAUUGAAGAAAUGACCCGAAACACUGACUCUGUCCAAGAGAGAGUCCUUUCUGAGAUUCUGAGCCAAAACGCUGAAACUGAGUACCUGAAACGUUUCGGUCUCAACGGAGCCACUGACCGUGAAACCUUCAAGUCCAAGGUCCCCGUCGUUACAUACGAGGAUCUGCUGCCUGACAUUCAACGUAUUGCUAAUGGUGACCGCUCUCCUAUCCUCUCCGCUCACCCCAUCUCUGAGUUCCUCACAAGUUCUGGAACAUCUGCUGGUGAAAGAAAACUGAUGCCAACAAUUGCUGAAGAGAUGGACCGUCGACAGUUACUGUACAGUCUUUUGAUGCCGGUGAUGAACCAAUACGUGCCUGAUUUGGACAAAGGCAAGGCACUGCACUUCCUGUUCAUUAAAGCAGAGACCAAGACUCCUAGUGGGUUAGUGGCACGUCCAGUGCUCACGAGCUAUUACAAGAGUGAACAGUUCAAGAAAAGACCAUUUGACCCUUACAAUGUUUUGACUAGCCCAAAUGAAGCAGUCCUCUGCUCCGAUUCGUUUCAGAGCAUGUAUACACAGAUGUUGUGUGGCCUCUACAUGCGCCACGAGGUUCUCCGAGUCGGGGCGGUUUUCGCCUCCGGUCUUCUCAGAGCCAUCCGGUUCCUCCAGCUCAAUUGGGAAGAAUUAGCCCAUGACAUCUCCACCGGAACCCUAAAUCCCAAAAUCAUUGAACCUUCCCUCAAGGAAUGUAUGUCCGGAAUCAUGAAACCGGAUCCUGAACUCGCUGAUUUCAUUGUAAAAGAGUGCUCAGGGGAGAAUUGGGAGCGCAUAAUCCCCAGGAUUUGGCCUAACACCAAGUACCUCGAUGUCAUCGUCACCGGUGCCAUGGCUCAGUACAUCCCAACCCUUGAUUACUACAGCGGUAACCUUCCGAAGCCGUGUACCAUGUACGCGUCUUCAGAAUGUUACUUUGGGCUUAACCUCAAGCCCAUGGCUGAGCCUUCCGAGGUUUCAUACACUAUCAUGCCAAACAUGGGGUACUUUGAAUUCUUACCCCAUGAUGAGUCAUCGAGUCACGUGACAAGCAUGUUGUCACGUGACUCUCCCCCUUGCCUGGUUGAUAUGGCCGACGUGGAAGAGGGAAAAUACUAUGAGCUCAUUAUUACAACAUACUCCGGUCUUUGUCGAUACCGUGUGGGUGACAUCCUCCAGGUCACCGGUUUCCACAACGCGGACCCACAGUUCCGGUUCGUGCGGCGGAAGAAUGUGCUUCUGAGCAUUGAUUCGGACAAAACAGACGAGUCAGAGCUUCAAAGAGCAAUUGAAAAUGCUGAGCAAUUAUUGAAGGAGUUCAAAACCAGUGUGGUUGAGUACACUAGCUUCGCUGAUACCAAAUCGAUUCCGGGGCAUUAUGUAAUUUACUGGGAGCUUCUAAUGAAAGACUCGUCUUUCCCUCCAACGGGUGAUGUGUUGGACAAGUGCUGUUUGGUUAUGGAAGAGUCGUUGAACACGGUUUACAGGCAAGGAAGGAACGCUGAUAAUUCUAUUGGACCGCUAGAGAUACGAGUGGUGAAGAAUGGCACGUUUGAGGAGCUAAUGGACUACGCGAUCUCAAGAGGCGCGUCGAUUAACCAGUACAAGGUGCCAAGGUGCGUGAGCUUCACGCCCAUAAUGGAACUGCUUGAUUCUAGGGUUGUUUCCUCUCAUUUUAGCCCAGCUGCACCGCAUUGGACCCCGGAACGUCGUCGUUGAGGGGUGGCUAGGAACUAGCUAGUAACGUACAACAUGCAGACAUGCACGAGAAUAAGGGGCGAAAAGAAAAAGUGAUGUUUUCCCUACCAAACCAGAAAGUAUCUGCAUUCAAUGUUGUUUGAUAUUUCAAAAAUGCACUAUUUUUUCUUUUAGAUGUUUUGUUCUUUUUUUUUUUCUCUUUUUGGCUGUGCCUUUGUUAAACAGUUAUUCCUUUUUAGCUUUUAUUGUCUGUAAAAUAAGUUGAGCAAUUCAAAGUGGGUGCUUGCACAUGUAGCUUUCAUGUAAAUGCUUGUUUAUCCUCAGUUUGGAAAUCAUGUUAGCUUACGUUCA
This is a messenger RNA of Lotus japonicus, 2265 nucleotides long. Its product is annotated as probable indole-3-acetic acid-amido synthetase GH3.1. The record is from RefSeq and is a predicted model, not a curated record. The transcript has 3 exons. Gene Ontology annotation, cellular component: cytoplasm. Gene Ontology annotation, molecular function: acid-amino acid ligase activity. The coding region runs from base 124 to 1935 and encodes 603 amino acids. NCBI's taxonomy places the organism in Eukaryota, Viridiplantae, Streptophyta, Magnoliopsida, Fabales, Fabaceae.